AUGUUCAACGCACUGUUCUCCCGCUUCACCCGGAAGGAUUCCCCCAAGUCGACCUGGGAUACCUCUACUACCACGUCCCCUCCCUCCACCGUCCAAAACCAACAGCCGAGAAGCCCAUCGGCUCCAUCUACCACUCAUGUGGAGACCAAGCAGUCUGACGACCGGAUGCAGCUGCGCGGUGGUGGCGCGGGUGAUAUUUGCUGUGGACUUUGUGCUGGACUCCUCUGCUUCGAGUGCUGUGAGGAGUGCUGCUAG
Messenger RNA from Penicillium bovifimosum, 255 nucleotides. RefSeq lists its product as uncharacterized. The record is from RefSeq and is a predicted model, not a curated record. Lineage: Eukaryota; Fungi; Ascomycota; Eurotiomycetes; Eurotiales; Aspergillaceae. The coding region runs from base 1 to 255 and encodes 84 amino acids. The transcript is spliced from 3 exons.